Messenger RNA from Rubroshorea leprosula, 613 nucleotides. NCBI's taxonomy places the organism in Eukaryota, Viridiplantae, Streptophyta, Magnoliopsida, Malvales, Dipterocarpaceae. The record is from the annotation of a GenBank genome assembly.
CUUUAGGCUAGGUGUGGGCAUGUGUUUCAUGAUAACUGGUCUGAGAUUUUCCUCUCCACCAUCUGGAAAUUUUGGAAGGGUAGGAAUAAAUUCAUUUUUAAAGGGCAGAGGAUCCCUCUUAAUGUUGUUCAUGAUCAGGUUUCUGCCCUAGCACUGGACAUGCAUAUUGCCCUUGUUGUGUGUGAGCUCAUGACCUUCUCCUUAUUCACCUCACUGGGUGCAUUGGUCAGCACCAGCCUUGCCUUACCUGGAGUUAAACACGAAGGGCUCUUUGGAUCACUACCUGGGGAGGGCUUGCGCAGGAGGUGUCAUUCAGGAUCACCUGGUAGAUGGCUCCAUGGCUUUGCAGAGCAUAUGGGCACCGCUAUCAGUUUCUUGGGCAUGCUCUCCGUGGGGGCAAUUCUGCAGCAGAUUUCAGGGCAUCUCUAGGACAUGACUUACCCUUGGGUUCAUCUUUUUACCCAGAACCACCGUCGGGCGUUUGCACCAUAUUGCAAAGGGAUCUUUUGGGAGUAGCAUUCCUUUGAAUUUAAGGCUGUUUUAAGCUUGCAAUGUUCCAAAAUAAUAAUAAUAACAACAAUAAUAAUAAUAAUAAUAAUGAUGUUGUGCUUUU